This is a messenger RNA of Coffea eugenioides, 1751 nucleotides long. RefSeq names its product transmembrane protein 45B-like. The record is from RefSeq and is a predicted model, not a curated record. Bases 606 to 1430 code for a protein of 274 amino acids. Lineage: Eukaryota; Viridiplantae; Streptophyta; Magnoliopsida; Gentianales; Rubiaceae. The transcript has 3 exons.
UGCUGCCCGUCCCUUUCCUUCACUCUCCCUUAAACAGUCAAACCAGAAAAUCUUUCUUCUUCUUUUUUCUUUUUUUGGUUUCCCUCUUUUUCUUUCUUUUACACCUUUUACCCUUGAUUUCCGAGCCAUGAGUCUCUUCGGCCUUUGCAGAUGAUUUGCUGUUUCCAAGUAGAGGAAAGAGAUUAAGUGAAGUAUUGCAUCCAGAAGCAUCCCUUGCAGUUUCUUUUGUUUGUCUUUACAGAAAAGAAGAUGUGGGAAAGUCCCGUUUGAGUUGUUAUUAGCUGUCUCUGAUUCUGAGGGGAAUUAUUGGAUAGUUAUACUGUUCUCAUAUAGAAGGAAGGAGAGGAUGUAGUUGUCAUUAGAAAAAGAUAUUGAUUCUGGACUGUCAAGAUUCUGCUUCAAGGUAAUUAAACGUUCAUCAAGAAGGGUCAAUUUGGGAGCUAGUAUGAGUUAAGAAAUAGCGCAGCUAUUUGAGAAGUUCUUUCUUGAUUUUUGGCAACUUGCAGUCUCUGUUCAGGGUUGAGAGUAGUUAUCAGAAAAGGGUAAUCUUCUGUUUGGCAUAAACAAGAAGUGAACCUUCAUCAUUUGGUUGUGUCAUUGGAAAGAUGGGUUCAUUUCCUGGGCAUGUUCUUCCAGGAACACUAUUUCUUGUUGUAGGGAUAUGGCAUACAUGGUGUUCUAUUGUACGAUACGCAUUGAGCCCCAAAUCUUUCCGAGUCAGAGCAUGGAAUCCCGUUCCGGGAAUUGAUGGGAAACUCAAACAUUUGGAACUAUAUGUCAUAACGAUUGGAUCUUUUAUUGAUAUGUGUAUAGAGCUGCUUUAUUCUCCCCACCUCAAGUGGUUUGUUAAUGGAAUGCUGAACCCCAGUCACAUGAAUAAUUUUGAGCACGGUGGAAUGCUUCUCAUGUUUUUUGUCUUCGGCUUGAUUGCAUUGCUUUCUGAGAAAACAAGCUAUCUCCCGUUGCCAGAUGGAGCUUUGAGCUUGAUUGCUUCCACUGCAUUUUGUGCCGAGUACUUCUUGUUCUACUUUCACUCAACUACCCAUCAGGGACUUGAGGGAUAUUACCACCUUAUCCUCGUUAUCCUCAUAGGCCUGUGCAUUUUCUCUACGAUUGCUGGAGCCCUCAUGCCAACCAGCUUUCCCGUUGAUUUGUUUAAUGGCAUUGUCGUUACUCUUCAAGGCCUGUGGUUCUACCAAACAGCAUUCACUCUGUAUGGUCCAAUGAUGCCAAACGGCUGCUGGCUCAAGGAAGACAAGAUUGCAUGCCAUUCAAAGGAAAGUGAGAUCCGGGGCGAGCUGCUUGCUAACUUCCAGCUAUUUUCUCAAGUUCUAGGAGUUCUAGUUGCCACUGUAGGAGCUUAUUAUUUUGCAUACCCAGCAAAUGGUCACACUGAGCUCAGGAGUUCACAAACACUUGAGGAUGGAUAAGAUGGGCUUUCAAAUUGUAAAUCAAUUUUGUAUUCUACUCUAUUUUUCCAGACUUCUGUCCCACAAGGAGACGCAUAGAGAGAUAUAUACCGUUAACAGUUCUGAUCUUCAUUAUUGCUUGAAAGGAUUACGAAUCUGUUCAGCAAACAUUAGUUGAUUGUAUUCAGGUUUAGAUUAAGAUGAAAUUAGAUCUAGGUGUUUGUAGGUACAAAUAGAAUAGUGUUGACUUUCAUGAACUACAAGAUUGUGUAAAAGGUUGAAGCAGCCUGUUUCGUGCGAUUUGAACAUACUUAGCAUAUGUCUGAAAGAAAGAUUUUGACA